AUGCCWAAUCGGUGUGUUGUGUAUGGAUGUGACAGUACUCCUAACCCCAAAGAAGGAGUAUUUUUAUUCGGUAUUCCGUUUUUCGGCGAUGAAAGGCCUGAAGCCAARCGACGACGAAAAGCGUGGGUGAAGUUCGUCGAUAUAAAGAGAAAGAAUUUCACUCCAAGCAAAGGCUCCUCGAUCUGUUCGAAGCACUUCGUACCAGAUGACUUUACGAUAAGGUUUACUMUUUUGCCUGGUCAUGAGAAGCCAAUGAUACCAAGGUUAAAAAGAGAUGAAGUUGGAAUUUGUSUGUUUCCAACAUUGCAAAGUGAAACGGGGGAAGUUAAGACAACAAUUAGCGAUCGUAAAAAGUGUAAGAUUUUMAAGGAAGCCGAAGAAGAGUUUAGGGAAACCGCUACCCCAGGUCCAUCAGGAAUAAACACAUGUCACGAUUGUGGGGAUGUCGUGGAUGCAAGAAAUCCUCUGGUGGAAGAACCUCUGCCGGAAGUACCAGAAGACAAUGUUCAGGAAACACCACGACAAGAAGAUAAUGAAACAAUACAAGAGGUGAAACAAGAAAUCUCCCUGUGGUUCUUGCCGAAAGCUUCGAAAGCAACGGGAAACAUGGAAGCAGAGAUGGAAGAGUGCAAAGGUCGAAGUCAAGAAAAAGAUAGAUCAAGUGCAUCUAUUAGAACAGAAAGUUUAAUGAGUGGGAAAGAUCUCAGGACAGAACCGAAACAUAUUGUUUUUCUAUCUCAACUGCAAGAGCUUUUUAAAUUCUGCCAUUCCUGMAAGGCUGAUGGUCCCUUAGUAGAGGCUAGACAAGUUGGAACUGAGGUAGUUGUCACUAGUCUGUGUCAAAACCCUGCUUGCCAAGACAAAGAGAGAAUUUGGCAUAGUCAACCUACAAUGAAGUAUGUCUCAGGUCAAAGAGGACCWGCUGGGAAUUUCUUGCUUUCUAUGGCAAUACUGUUUGCAGGUGGUUCUCCUAGUAAGGUCAUGCAGAUAUUUAGUCAUAUGGGACUGGGCUGUACUUCUCUAAGGACGUUUUUCAAUCACCAGAAAAACUACCUUUUCCCGAUUAUUCACCUCCAUUGGAAAAUGUACCAAGAGAGUCUGCUUCAGAAAGUGAACGAUGAGUGUGAAGGGAAGAUAACAGUGGCAGGAGAUGCUCGCCAUGAUUCGAUGGGGCACAAUGCAAAAUAUGGCGCAUACUCAGUAUUGUGUUCUGACAUAGCCAAGAUCAUACAUUUUUCACUUGUCCAGAGAAAUCAAGCAGAUAGCAGUAAUGCGAUGGAAUAUGUUGGUUUCAAAAACUGCAUGGAAUUCCUUUUGGAGGAAAAUGGCCUGCCGAUUAGUACUUUUGUGUCAGACAGACAUACCUCGAUUUGUAGCCACAUGAAAAAAGAGUUGAAAGAUAUCAAGCACUACUUUGACCUAUGGCACUUGAAAAAGAGUAAGUACAUUGUACAGUUAUUGUUUGUUGGUUCAGAUACAUAUAUGGCAUAA
This is a messenger RNA of Exaiptasia diaphana, 1491 nucleotides long. RefSeq lists its product as uncharacterized. The transcript has 6 exons. Bases 1 to 1491 code for a protein of 496 amino acids. The record is from RefSeq and is a predicted model, not a curated record. Lineage: Eukaryota; Metazoa; Cnidaria; Anthozoa; Actiniaria; Aiptasiidae.